GAAAUCUGAAUCUGAAGGUGAUCACUGUGCGCAAGAUACGAAUCAAUAAGAUAUGCAUGUCCUGUCUUACUGCUUAAAGUCUUUGAGGGUGUCGAGGUAAACUUAAUUAAUGGGAAUGAUCAAAGGGUUCAGCAAACUUUUGUCUCGAGGCUUCAUUCCUGCCAGGUUCAGGUCAACCCUUAGUUCAGAAGAUAAGAUGCGUUAUAUACAGUGGUGCUCUUUCGUUUUCCUUGCAGGGUCAUUCACUGUAGGCUCAGUCUUACUUACAAAAGACCUUGCCAAAGUCAAAAAAAUAUCACAAGAAAAAUAUGGUCUGCCAUCUAUUGGUGGCGAUUUCAAUUUGGUUGAUCAUAAUGGAAACCCAUGUAAAUUAGCUGAUUUCCGCGGAAAAUGGGUUCUGUUGUACUUUGGAUUCUGCCGAUGUCCAGAUAUAUGCCCAGAACAAAUAGAGAGACUCGUGGAAGUAUCUGACAGAAUAAUGCUUAUUGAAAAACCCAAGUAUCCCUUAGUGCCUGUAUUCAUGUCUGUCGACAGCGAACGUGAUACCCCAGAUAUUUUAGCCAAAUACGUUAAAGAAUUUUCACCACGUCUGAUCGGGCUGACCGGUACUAAAGAAGAAAUUGAUAAAGUUUCUAAGCUCUAUCGUAUUUAUUACAGUGCAGGACCAAAAGAUGCAGAUGGCGAUUAUAUUGUUGACCACACUGUUAUAAUGUACUUACUGGAUCCGAAAGGACAGUUCUCCGACUAUUAUGGACAAGUUAAACCAGUACAGGAGAUAGUACAAAAUAUUACAGAAAAAAUGAAUGCAUACAAAGACUAACAUUUCGUAUGUUUAUAUGUUCACAUAUGUAUAGUGGAUUACUACUCUUUUAUUGUGUAAUCUGUUCAUUUUCAGUCAAAUAUAAACUACAAUAUUAUUU
This is a messenger RNA of Schistosoma margrebowiei, 920 nucleotides long. Lineage: Eukaryota; Metazoa; Platyhelminthes; Trematoda; Strigeidida; Schistosomatidae. The record is from the annotation of a GenBank genome assembly.